AUGGCCAAGUAUCCAGAAAUGGUACUUGCUGCUGUAGACUGCGUGAAGCCAGCCGUCGACGAAUUCUAUACCUGGCCCGUGGGAACUUAUGUCCCUACGCGCUUCCCAAAUAGCUCUGAGUCGGUAUUGCAUAGCCUAGUCACCGGCGAGAUCUUUCCUCUGACUCCGAAUGAUAAGACUUUAGAAACCCUUCGGCUGAUUGGAAGUUUAGUCGAACAUGAUUCUCUCUUCAUAGUAUACUUUGAAGAUAAAGACAGUGUAACGCUUAGAGGAUUUGUGAACUAUUUUCCCGAUAGCUUUGACCCUAUAAAAAUCAUGAAUUUCAAGCUAAGAGAGAUUCACAAACCGGCACCGAAGUAG
Molecule: messenger RNA, 360 nt
Organism: Penicillium taxi
Lineage: Eukaryota; Fungi; Ascomycota; Eurotiomycetes; Eurotiales; Aspergillaceae
Exons: 2
Coding region: 1-360 (119 amino acids)
Source: RefSeq, a predicted model, not a curated record